Messenger RNA from Aspergillus bombycis, 3177 nucleotides. RefSeq names its product WD repeat protein. Gene Ontology annotation, molecular function: ATP hydrolysis activity; ATP binding; proteasome-activating activity. The annotation marks the transcript as partial. The record is from RefSeq and is a predicted model, not a curated record. The transcript has 4 exons. NCBI's taxonomy places the organism in Eukaryota, Fungi, Ascomycota, Eurotiomycetes, Eurotiales, Aspergillaceae. Gene Ontology annotation, biological process: proteasome-mediated ubiquitin-dependent protein catabolic process. Gene Ontology annotation, cellular component: proteasome regulatory particle, base subcomplex.
GGUAACCAACAGUCCAACAUCGGCGGAGGCCCCGGGGGCGAUGGAAGGGAUGAUAAGGAUAAAAAGAAGGACAAGCCCAGAUACGAACCACCUCCCCCUCCCACGACUCGUCUUGGGCGUAAGAAGCGUAAGGCUGCCGGCCCAAGUACAGCUUCCAAGCUCCCCGACAUCUUCCCAACAUCACGAUGCAAACUACGAUACUUGCGAAUGCAACGAGUCCACGACCACUUGUUGCUAGAAGAAGAAUACGUCGAGAAUAUGGAACGUUUACGCAAGACCAAGGCACAGGCAGCACAAGAUUCCGUCAGCAGAAGCGAGUUCGAUAUCAUGGACCGAAAUGCAGACGAGAGGGGUCGCGUCGAUGACAUGAGAGGCACUCCCAUGGGAGUCGGUAACUUGGAAGAGUUGAUCGACGACGACCAUGCCAUUGUUUCCAGCGCUACCGGGCCAGAGUACUACGUUUCCAUUAUGUCCUUUGUUGAUAAGGACUUGCUGGAGCCUGGUGCUAGCAUUCUGCUACACCACAAGUCUGUCUCCGUUGUGGGUGUGCUCACCGAGGAGUCCGACCCAUUGGUGUCGGUGAUGAAACUUGACAAGGCACCGACGGAGUCUUAUGCGGACAUCGGUGGUCUUGAGACUCAGAUUCAAGAGGUUCGAGAAUCCGUCGAACUUCCGCUUCUCCACCCUGAGCUGUAUGAAGAGAUGGGUAUCAAGCCCCCCAAGGGUGUCAUUCUCUACGGUGCCCCGGGAACCGGAAAAACACUGCUUGCCAAGGCAGUUGCCAAUCAAACGAGUGCCACUUUCCUCCGGAUUGUCGGUAGUGAACUUAUCCAGAAAUACCUCGGUGACGGACCUCGUUUGGUGCGACAGAUUUUCCAGGUUGCUGCGGAACACGCUCCUUCCAUUGUCUUCAUUGAUGAAAUUGAUGCCAUCGGUACGAAGCGUUACGACUCUACAUCGGGUGGUGAGCGAGAAAUUCAGCGUACGAUGCUUGAGCUUCUUAACCAGUUGGACGGUUUCGAUGACCGUGGAGAUGUCAAGGUUAUCAUGGCCACUAACAAGAUUGAAACACUUGACCCUGCUUUGAUUCGUCCUGGUCGUAUUGAUCGAAAGAUUCUCUUCGAGAACCCUGACCAAAAUACCAAGAAGAAGAUCUUCACCCUGCAUACAUCCAAGAUGUCACUCGGUGAUGACGUCGAUCUUGACGAGUUUAUCAACCAGAAAGACGAUCUUUCAGGUGCGGACAUCCGAGCGAUCUGUACCGAAGCCGGCUUGAUGGCUUUGAGAGAACGCCGCAUGAGAGUGCAAAUGGAGGAUUUCCGCUCCGCUAGAGAGCGUAUCAUGAAGACGAAGCAAGACGGAGGUCCUGUGGAAGGCUUAUACCUUACAUCUCAUAAUGGACGGGUUCGACGAAGAAGCUUUCAAGAAGUUCUUCCCGGGAAGUUUCGGGAAACAAGAAAAAAAGACCGAUGUCAACACGCAGAUAGACCGCACCAAGCGGACAAAUGUGUCUGCCAAGCUACCGCCGAUGAUGACAAGGCGGACUUGAUUAGCGACGAGCAAGCUAACGUUCAUACUGGGGCUGAAGAUCGAAAAGACAAGAGUGAGAGCGACAGCGAUAAUGAUUCUGAUGAUUCUGACUCGGACGAUGACGAUGAGGAUGAGUUCCCUGUCUCGCAUGAGCUCGUCCUUAAAACUCAUGAGCGCGCCGUGACAACUCUCACCGUGGACCCAUCAGGCUCGCGUUUAAUCACAGGGUCAACAGAUUGUACGAUUAAACUACAUGAUUUCGCUUCGAUGACACCUUCGACGGUGCGCGCCUUCAAGUCCGUUGAUCCUACCGCGAAAAAACAGUCUGCUGCACAGGAGGCGCAUUCCGUGCAUUAUGCUGCGUUCAAUCCCCUGUCGCCAAGCUAUGUUAUGGUCGUUUCUGCUACACCCCAGCCGAGAAUCCUUGAUCGCGACGGCGAGACAGUUACUGAGUUUGUGAAAGGAGACAUGUACUUGAGAGAUCUUCAUAAUACCAAGGGGCAUAUAUCGGAGGUUACCAGCGCUGCAUGGAGUCCCACUGACGAGAACUUGUGUGCUACUGCCGGAUCAGAUAGUACGGUACGUAUAUGGGACGCCAAUAUUGGGCGGUCACAGAAAGAAGUCAUUAUGCAUAAGUCAAGAGCGGCUGGAUCCGCUGGUCGGAGCAAGAUGACUGCUGUUGCAUGGGGUUCCCCAAAGCAAGGUGGACCUAAUAUACUUGUUGCUGCUGCCCUUGACGGAAGUUUAAUGAUGUGGAGUGGCAAUGGACCAUUUACUCGGCCUAGUGGUGAGAUUCGGGAUGCCCAUACGCGUGACACAUGGACUAGCGGGCUGGAUAUCAGCUCUGACGGAAGACUGGUUGUCACCAAGGGCGGAGACGACACCAUCAAGCUCUGGGAUACUAGGAAGUUCAAGCAACCGAUUACAACAGUGACACACCCAUCAAGCUCCUCCCGAUACCCGACUUCGAACAUCGUAUUCUCACCCACGUCCGCGAAUGUCCUCACGGGCUCGGAAACUGGCCAUUUACACAUCUUGAACCCCGCUACAUUGAAACCGGAAUUGGUCACACCGGUCACACCGGGUUCGCCUUUGAUUACAGUUCAAUGGCAUGAGAAACUCAAUCAGAUCCUCACGGGCUCCGCCAAUGCUGAGACACAUGUACUCUACAACCCUGAUAUGUCGUCCAAGGGUGCCGCUUUGGUUAUGUCCAAAGCACCCAAACGCCGGCACAUCGAUGAUGACCCGAACCUUACCAUGGAUCUUUCGCAAGGUAUCUCGGGCGACAACGUUGUCGUCGGAUCGAACGGUGUGCCCCAUUAUAGCUCGGCAACCUGGUCUUCCCGACACCCAACCGUUGGGCUCACAGCCUCGGGGCGGCCCAGGGAUCCACGGAGACCUCAUCUGCCGGCAACGACUCCCUUCGCCAAGUCACAGCCGGAUGAGAAACAUAUCCGAGAGAAUAUUCCUCUCAGUUCGAUGCGCGAUGAGGAUCCCCGAGAAGCGUUGCUGAAGUACGCCGAGAAGGCCGAGAAGGACCCAGUUUUCACUAAGGCAUGGAAGGAAACUCAGCCGAAGACGAUAUAUCGGGAGCUUAGUGACGAUGAAGGCGAGCCAGAACCGGAUAAAAAAAGAGCCAGGCGAUGA